Messenger RNA from Gossypium raimondii (Peruvian cotton), 1474 nucleotides. Its product is annotated as protein MARD1. The record is from RefSeq and is a predicted model, not a curated record. NCBI's taxonomy places the organism in Eukaryota, Viridiplantae, Streptophyta, Magnoliopsida, Malvales, Malvaceae. The transcript has 3 exons. The coding region runs from base 520 to 1269 and encodes 249 amino acids.
AAUCUUUUUAGUAUAAGAAAUGAGUCUGUUUUAUGCUUUCUCAAACUUUAUAUGCGAAUGUAAAAAUAUUUCGUAUUUGCAUGUCCUCAUGAAUACAUAAAAAGGAUCAAACUUACGCUUUUACUGCAAAAAAACCCCACUAAUUCUCAUGCAUAGUUGCAUAGGCCUGUCUCUCUCCUUAAAUGCUACACUCAACUUCAAAACUGAAAACUCUACCCUUUUGAGCUAAACCUUUUUUUUUUCUUUUUUUCUUUUACCUUUUUCCGUGUCUUUUGCAAAUUCGUGGCGAUUUUGCAGGGCUGAGUGAACUGAAGCUUUUGUUUUUAUCAAUAUUUUGAUUUCAUUUACCUGGAACGCCCAGGAGUGUAGGAUCAAUGAUCAUGUGCUGUGGAUGAUGUAUGUUAUGAUGGGUAUCGAUUCCUUUCCUUGUUGAAGCAGUUGAUCCACCAAACUGACACAAAAAGACAAACAGAAAUAGGUUGUUUUUCAAGUUAAAUUUCUGACAAGACAGACAAAGUUAUGUUGAGGAAUAGGUCCAGGGCAGUGACCAGCAAGCAGCAACCAUUAAUGGCUGAUCACAGUUCUCAAUCGUCGUUCCCCUCACACAAUCACACCACACCAAUCCCAUCUUUCUUCGGUUCUCCAAGAUUCAAAGUUUUCACUACAAAAUGUCUCCCCGACACUGAACCUGUUGUACUCAAGAGCCCUACUACAAUCCUCGACAACAACAAGCCAUUGUUUCCCUUUGGCAACCUCUUUGGUUUCGAUUUAAACCAACCCAAAUCCCCCAAAACAUUCAUCUCACUCAAUAACAAGCGCCACCACACAACCCAAACAUCGGAACCAACAGGUGUUGGUCUUGCCAUAGUCGAUACUCUCAAUGAUAAGCCAACUAAAGACAACAAGGUUCCUCCCAAGACAAGUAACAACAAGGUUUUAUUUGGGACCAAGCUCAGAGUUCAGAUUCCUUUCAAUGGGUGUGUUCCCGUUAAAGAGAUGGAGUUGUCUGAGGAUUAUACAUGCGUGAAAUCCCACGGACCUAAUCCCAAAACAACCCAUAUAUAUGGUAACUGCGUUGUAAAGAGCUACUGCAGUAGUGUAUUGGAUGAGCCCAGGUGUGCAGCAGAGAGUGAUUUCCUCAGCUUUUGUCACACAUGCAAAAAGAAUCUUGAACAGAAAAUCGACAUUUACAUUUACAGAGGUGAGAAGGCUUUUUGCAGUCAAGAGUGCCGCUAUCAGGAAAUGGUACUAGAUGGAGAAGAGAAAUAAAAAAUUUUCAUUUCAUCACUGCUUUAGAUCAUAAAAUCAUUUUCAUGUUUGAUAAUGAUUCCAUAAACCAAAUCUCUUUGUAGUGUUUAAUUUAGCUUUUGUUUUUAAAAACCCUCUCCACUGCAGAUAGUGAUAAGAGAGGAUGAGAUGAUGUAGAGUUAAUGUUAAUUAUUUAUAUGACUGCCAAUAGCCUUUUUUUCCUCAA